Molecule: messenger RNA, 996 nt
Organism: Akanthomyces muscarius
Lineage: Eukaryota; Fungi; Ascomycota; Sordariomycetes; Hypocreales; Cordycipitaceae
Exons: 4
Coding region: 1-996 (331 amino acids)
Source: RefSeq, a predicted model, not a curated record
AUGUCCACCACCAAGCUUGUUACUGUCUUUGGGGCCACUGGCCUGCAGGGAGGCAGCGUCAUCCGGUCUCUCAUUUCCAACAAGGACCGCGAGUUCUCUGUUCGCGGCAUCACCAGAAAUCCCGACUCUGAAAAGUCCAAGGCUCUUGCGGCGCUCGGGGUGGAAAUGGUCAAGGCAGAGGGAAGCAACCUUGAGGAGAUCAAGCAAGCUUUCCGUGGCAGUUGGGCCGUUUUCCUCAACACGGACACCGAAUCUGCAGAUCUCAAUACUCCUGGUGGUCCCACCGAGAGUGAUUUUGGCAUUGCACUUGUCGACGCCGCGGCGGAAAUGGGCGUGCAGCACCUGGUAUAUAGCGGAAUGCGCUCCGCGACAGAAGCGACGCACGGUGUGCUCCCGGUCCGUGUCUACGACCAAAAAGCCGCCAUCGCCCAAUAUGCCAGGAACAAGGGCUUCAAAAGUGCCAUUAGCGUCAGCGCCGCUUGGUACAUGGAAAACCACCUCAAUAGGCCCGGGGCCGAGUCCUUUGGCGGAUUUCCAUUCUUUCCAGAUGCUGAUGGCUAUCUCACCCUGCAGCUGCCUUCGCUUGGAGGCGCCGGUAACAUGAGCUGGGUCGGUAUCGAGCGUGACUAUGGCGACAUUGUCCACGCUGCCCUCCUCGAGCCCGAGACGCACGACAAGAAGCAGAUUGAGGCCAUCAGCUGCGUCGCCAGUCUCGAAGACUUGGUCGCGACCUUCGAAAAGGUGACAAAGAAAAAGGCCCGGUAUGUCGGUUUCGACUGGGAAACAUUCGAAACGCACGGCAACUUGGAGGCAGAUACUAUUAAGGGCAUCUUUGGCCUGACGCACGUUAUGGAUGCCGAGUUUGCCAAGACCUUCUACGACUCGUCCACGGCAAAGGCACUCAAGGCCAAGGCCGCAGCCGCAAGAGGUCUCACUGGCGAGGAUGCCGAGCUGCAGACCAUCGAAGGGUUCAUCACCAAGCACUUCGGAGCUUAG